CGGGCGCCAGUAAGCUCAAGUAUAUCUAACUUCUUAUGGCCAUGCAUGGAAACAAGAGUGCUCCGGCGGUUACUAAGAAAGCUGAGGCUGAGAUCGCCAAUGACAUGCGUCCAUUCCUGAUAAGGUUCAAGGACGGCCGCAUCAAGCGGCUUGCGACCAGCACCUUCGUGCCGGCGUCCGAGGCGCCAGGGGCAACCGGGGUUGCAACGAGGGACGUCGUCAUCGACCCUGGCACCGGCGUGUCCGCGCGGCUCUUUCUUUGUGUUGGUGCAGUCACGACGGGCACGAGGCUCCCGCUCGUGGUCUACUUCCAUGGCGGCGCCUUCUGCACCGGGAGUGCCUUCUCCGAGUUGUUUCACAGUUACGCCGCCUCCCUGUCGGCGCGCGCAAGGGCGCUUGUCGUCUCGGUGGACUAUCGGCUGGCGCCGGAGCACCCCAUCCCCGCGGCCUACGACGAUGCGUGGGCGGCGCUCCGGUGGGUGGCGUCCCUCUCCGACCCUUGGAUCGCCUACCAUGCCGACCACAAGCGCAUGUUCCUUGCUGGCGAGAGCGCCGGCGCCAACAUCGCGCACAACUUAGCGGUGCGUGCUGCCUUCCCAGACGGCAACAACAUCGACAUCGACGUCGAGGGCAUUGUCCUCUUGCAGCCCUUCUUCUGGGGCCCAGAGCGACUGCCAUCCGAAACGAACCGGCACGAUGGGCCGAUAUUCGUGCCGGAGUUUGUGGACACCCUCUGGCCAUUCCUGACGGCGGGAGCGGCUGGCAACGACGAUCCCCGCAUCAACCCGCGGGCAGACCAGGUGGCGUCGUUGCGGUGCCGGCGCGCGCUGGUCGCCGUGGCAGCGAAGGACGUGAGCAGGGACCGCGGGUGUCGGUACGCGGCAUGGCUGCGCCACGGCGAGUGGUGCCGUGAGGUAACGCUCGUGGUGUCAGAGGGCGAGGACCACGGGUUCCACCUCUACCGGCCGGCACGCGCCAGCGCCGUGGCGCUCAUGGACCACGUCGUCGAGCUCAUCAACGGGAGGGCGCCGUUGCCGAUCACCAACGCCGAAACGGAGCUCCCCCACGAGCACCCUGCGGCCACGAUGCAUUUGCUUGCGCGGGAUGGCACGAAUGAACUUGCGGUUGGACGUGCAAAAUCAUUGGCAACAAGUGUUGCACUGGAGCCGGGCCGAGUCAGUUCUACUAACGUAGUCCAACAGGGUCCAUUUCCUGCUGCAGCACUGGGAAGAUUUGUGGCUAGGAGCUGUCUGUAGCGCUUGGGCCAAAACUUCAUCUCACCUAAGCGUCAUGUCUCUAAAUUCGAAGGAAACAGUUGUGUCAGUGGUGCAAAUAGAGAUGGCCCCUGUUAAAUGGUGCCUAUAUCUACAUAAAUAAAAUGGAAUCUUGCGAUCCAAUGGC
This is a messenger RNA of Phragmites australis (common reed), 1401 nucleotides long. Its product is annotated as probable carboxylesterase 2. The record is from RefSeq and is a predicted model, not a curated record. Bases 36 to 1256 code for a protein of 406 amino acids. The transcript has a single exon. Gene Ontology annotation, molecular function: hydrolase activity. NCBI's taxonomy places the organism in Eukaryota, Viridiplantae, Streptophyta, Magnoliopsida, Poales, Poaceae.